Molecule: messenger RNA, 1716 nt
Organism: Aspergillus eucalypticola CBS 122712
Lineage: Eukaryota; Fungi; Ascomycota; Eurotiomycetes; Eurotiales; Aspergillaceae
Product: CorA family magnesium transporter
Exons: 3
Coding region: 1-1716 (571 amino acids)
Biological process (GO): mitochondrial magnesium ion transmembrane transport
Cellular component (GO): mitochondrial inner membrane
Molecular function (GO): magnesium ion transmembrane transporter activity
Source: RefSeq, a predicted model, not a curated record
AUGAAGCCUUCCGCUCCAUCAGCAUCUCUUCUCCGGUUUCUGCGAUCACAAUCCGAUUCCUUUUUCUUCACAGCCAACCCAACUACUUGCGGACGAUCUCUCAAUAAUGAUCCUCAGUCUCAUCAUCAGCAUCACGCCUUCUCGCUAAGCAAGACGUCAGACUGGACAAGUAUAAACCCUGCACCAUGCCGUGCGAGCCUAGAGUCAUGCCUUUUACCCUUACCAGGCCUUUCGUCUAGAACUCGCGGUGCUGUACGAUGUCGGGCGUCGCUGGCUCAACGCUCUUCACCGAGUCCGUUUUCCCUCCCUAAUGCGCACUUUUCACGCGCUUCGUCCACCAAGAGCAAGAGCUUGUGGCGUAGGCUCUUCGACUUCAAGCGAAACAAAGCUGCCGAAUCCAAAUCAUAUCUCCGCCAGCCACCUGCAUUGAUCAAUGACGGAACAGAAGGAAGCUUCAACAUUGGCCGCGGAUUAGUGGCAAAGGCAUCUAAUGAGCCGCGCCUUCGAUGUACCGAGUUCGACAGCACUGGAAAUGUUACUCUUGUGAAUGGCGAAUUCAAGAAGAGCGAGCUGAUUGCCAAGUAUGGUCUCCUACCUCGGGACUUGCGAAAAAUCGACUCGUCUACACUGCCUCACAUCCUAGUGCGACCGCGUGCCAUUCUUAUCAACCUCCUACACCUUCGAGUCUUGAUCAAGGCUGAUCGCGUUCUCGUUUUCGAUGCGUACGGAUCCACGGACUCAUACAUGCAAUCGCUAUUUGUGUAUGAUCUCGAAGGAAAGCUACAACAGAAACAAGGACAGACUACGGGAGCAUUGCCUUACGAAUUCCGAGCGCUGGAAGCGGUCUUGAUCAGUGUCACAAGUGGCCUGGAGGAGGAAUUCAAUGGUGUUAGAGAUCCGGUCGUGAGCGUGCUCAGAGCUCUGGAAGAGGACAUCGACCGCGACAAGCUCCGACAUCUGCUUAUAUACUCCAAGAAGCUCGGCACGUUCGAACAAAAGGCUCGCCUCGUGCGUGAUGCGAUCGACGACCUGCUGGAGGCAGACGACGACUUGGCCGCAAUGUAUCUUACUGAGAAUUCGCAGGGUGUCCGACGCGAGGAACACGAACAUCAAGAAGUCGAGAUGCUACUGGAGUCGUACCACAAAGUUUGCGACGAAAUUGUGCAGGCCAGCGGCAACUUGGUGACCGGAAUUCGCAAUACCGAGGAAGUCGUUAAAGCAAUCCUGGACGCCAAUCGCAACUCCCUCAUGCUUCUCGACCUCAAAUUCAGCAUUGGAACUCUCGGACUCGCAACCGGAACCCUGUUCUCCGCACUUUACGGCAUGAACUUGAAGAACUUCAUCGAAGAAUCAGACUUGGGCUUUGGCGCUGUGUCCGUCACAUGCUUUGCCAUUACAAUCGUUGUUUGUGCUUAUGGGCUCGCCAAACUGCGCAAGCUUCAGCGUGUCCGCAUGUGGGGCGAAUCCGGCGUCGGCGGCGCAUCCAUGGUCUCUCUGCCUACAAGAGGUGGUGCGCUCGCCAGCCACCGGCCAAAUUGGCGCGCGGAUACCGUUGAGCCUGUCUGGGGCAGUCUCCCCGGUGAAGGACGCGUGGAGAGGAUCAAGCGCAUUAAAGACAAUGCCGCUGCAGCUGCAGCCCGAUCUGCAACCCUGAAGGCUGCUAAUGUGCCCCCAACGUCGUCUGGAGAUGCUACCAAGCAGUCAGAGAGUUUUUAA